CACACUCACCCCAAGUCCCUGAACUGAUGCCAUUGGGUGAGCGUGGAUUUCUGAGCUGCUGGUUUUCGUUCUAUUGCAGAUAUAUUCUAUCUCAAUCCCGUCCGUCCCUCAACGGAAUUUUACAUUUCGAUCACUUUACCAUAAAUCACAAUGUCGUCAUCUGACGUGCCCAAGACCUGCAAGGUGGUAACGGCGGAUACCGUUGCCAGGGGCCUCCUGGAGGAAGUCAGAGAGACUCUGCGACAGACGCAGAAGGAGGGCAGCGCAAAGCCCUACCUAGCCGCCUUUCUCGCCAACGACGACCCGGCGGCCGUCAAGUAUGCCGAGUGGUCCAAGAAGACAUGCGAGGAGAAUGGCUUCGAGUUUGACCUCCGGAGGGCGGACAAGGAGUCACUUGAGGAAGACAUCGUCGCUGCCAACGAGGACCCCAGUGUAGAUGGCAUCAUCGUGUACUAUCCCAUCUUCCCCGGGAACCCGACCCACGACAAGUACAUCCAGGAGACCGUAGCCCUCGCCAAGGACGUCGAGGGCUUAUGCCACAAGCAUUUGUACAACAUGUACCACAACGUCAGGUUUCUAGACCAACCAACCAACCACAAGAAGUCCAUCCUGCCGUGCACUCCGUUGGCAGUGGUCAAGCUCCUAGAACACCUCCAGAUCUACAACUCCAUCCUACCCUACGGGAACCGGCUUUUCGGCAAGACGAUCACCGUCAUCAACCGUUCCGAAGUUAAUGGCAGGCCGCUCGCUGCAUUGCUGGCCAACGACGGAGCCACCGUCUACUCCGUCGACCUGACCGGCGUACAGCUCUUCACUCGCGGCCAGGGCAUCCGACAACCGCGCCACCAGGUUCUUGACAAGGACGACUGGGGUUUGCGAGAGUGCAUCCCCAUCAGCGAUGUCAUCAUUGGCGGGGUGCCGGUCGAAAGCUUCAACGUGCCCACGGACCUCAUCAGGGACGGUGCUGUGUGCAUCAACUUCUCCUCUUGCAGAAACUUUGAUGGCCCCGCAGUGAAGGAGAAGGCUUCGAUAUAUGUACCUUCUGUGGGGAAGGUAACCAUCGCAGUGCUACUUCGCAAUCUAGUGCGGUUAAUUGCGAACCGGAACACGGUUGCUUGAGUGUAAAUGUAAGGGGGGCGUGCCAGAGUAACCGCUCCACUACAUAGACCAAAAGAUCCAACAAUUCAAUCACUUCGUGAUUAAACCCUCUGGCACCACAGUAUAUCAAGCCCCGGGAUCCCUUAGUAGGGCGACCCCGUUACAGUAAAAAUAAAUAAAAAUGUAAUAUAACGCUGCUUAAAUACACGGUUUAACACCACCUAGGUUCGCUGCACCCUUUCUUAUUUUUCCCCUUCCCGCAACAAC
Gaeumannomyces tritici R3-111a-1 is the source of this 1365-nucleotide messenger RNA. Its product is annotated as methylenetetrahydrofolate dehydrogenase. Lineage: Eukaryota; Fungi; Ascomycota; Sordariomycetes; Magnaporthales; Magnaporthaceae. The record is from RefSeq and is a predicted model, not a curated record. The transcript is spliced from 3 exons. Gene Ontology annotation, biological process: purine nucleobase biosynthetic process. The coding region runs from base 151 to 1119 and encodes 322 amino acids. Gene Ontology annotation, molecular function: methylenetetrahydrofolate dehydrogenase (NAD+) activity; methylenetetrahydrofolate dehydrogenase (NADP+) activity. Gene Ontology annotation, cellular component: cytosol.